CCACUAUGACGCUUGCUGUUUGCGACAAACGAGUAACAGCACAGAUAACAAUUAUUAUCCAUAUCAAUAUUAUCAACUAGCAACUACCCAGUCUUUAACUAACAUUGAAUUUGAACGAUUGAAAAUAAGUUUUAUGAUGUUUUAUUAGAAAAUUAAAAUACAAAUUGUAUGAAAUUAAAAUUAAUGGUGAAGGCAUUCUACUAUCAACCAUAACUAAUAUAUUUUAAGAAUGGAGAUUCCUGAAAAACAUCUUGAGAUUGCCACUAUAGAAUAUGUUCAACCAAAAACUAAAAAGUUUUUAUUUACAUCAGAAGUAUUAGGUGUCACCUUAUAUAACCAAAUAUUGUGUUUUGAUAAUUGUUUUUUUAUUGUUAUUAGUCAAGAUAAUACGUUUUCAUGCUUAUCUGUUGCUAUGACACAAAGAAAUAGCACGGAUACAAUAUCUAGUGCUAUUUUUAGCACAGACCCUGAUAGUAGAUCUGAAUCAAUAGCUAACACACUAUCAAAAAGUUUGAAAAUGUCAAUCCCAAUAUAUGUGAGCUUUAAUGCAAACAUUGAAACUAUUGGAUUAAAAGAUGUUAUUUUAAGUUUAAUUAAUUUCUUUGAAUCUCAUUCAGAAAUAUUUGUUAAAUAAGUAUUGGAUUACAAUAAAAAUAAUUAUUAUAUUGCA
This is a messenger RNA of Rhopalosiphum maidis (corn leaf aphid), 670 nucleotides long. RefSeq lists its product as uncharacterized. The record is from RefSeq and is a predicted model, not a curated record. NCBI's taxonomy places the organism in Eukaryota, Metazoa, Arthropoda, Insecta, Hemiptera, Aphididae. Bases 230 to 634 code for a protein of 134 amino acids. Gene Ontology annotation, biological process: proteasome assembly. The transcript is spliced from 2 exons.